ACAAACUGGGAUGUUGGGAACAAAAUCUGAUAUAUACUCAUUUGGAAUAAUGCUUCUCCAAAUUAUCACAGCCAGACCUCCAAUGGGUUUGACCCACCAUGUUGAGAGGGCAAUUGAGAAAGGCACUUUUGCUGAGAUGCUUGAUCCGGCAGUUCGUGACUGGCCUGUUGAAGAGGCUUUGACGUUUGCCAAGUUAGCACUCAAGUGUGCCGAACUCAGGCGUAAAGAUCGACCAGAUCUUGCCACUGUUGUGUUGCCUGAACUUAACAGGUUACGUUUACUCGCUGAAGAAGCCAUACCACAAAUGCCUUUUGGAAGCAGCCCAAAAACUCCAUCUAGUGAAAGUCGAUCUAGCUCUCAAGUAAUUUCAGGAUAUGAUAGCAGUAAAAGCCGCUCAACCAACCCCUUUUCAUCAGACGCAACAUCAAGUGGAUAACAAGAAUAUUCAAAACUCAAAGAGGCUGGAAGAGCCAAGAUAUUGGCAAGAUAUUGUUGACACCAAAGAUACCACAAGUGAUUUCUUUAAUUUAGUUCAUCUUCUAGGAUAUAGCUAAAGACAGCUGGUUUCAUCUAGCUUCCAGUAUUUAUUUAUUUCUGCAAAAAGAAAAUGAUGCUUUAACUAAACUAUGUUCAUAAAUAUUGACAGACUUCUGA
Nicotiana tabacum (common tobacco) is the source of this 654-nucleotide messenger RNA. The record is from RefSeq and is a predicted model, not a curated record. NCBI's taxonomy places the organism in Eukaryota, Viridiplantae, Streptophyta, Magnoliopsida, Solanales, Solanaceae.